Ruditapes philippinarum (Manila clam) is the source of this 683-nucleotide messenger RNA. RefSeq lists its product as uncharacterized. The record is from RefSeq and is a predicted model, not a curated record. The transcript is spliced from 3 exons. The coding region runs from base 15 to 653 and encodes 212 amino acids. Lineage: Eukaryota; Metazoa; Mollusca; Bivalvia; Venerida; Veneridae.
AAGCAGUUCCGAUUAUGUACAAGGUCUACAUUUUAUUACUUCUUGAAUAUACACUGCACGUUUGGUGUCAAAACAUAUCCCUGACAGCAGACCAGUGGUGUUAUCAUGAAGGGGACGCACUGAUCCUCAACGCAACUUACUCAGGAAAUGAAACAUUCGGGGUGGUAGAAUGGAAUUUCAAGCCCGAUGGUGAACGGGUGCAUCAUGGUUCUGGAUUAAACAUACGAGUUCCUGAUUGUUUAUCAUUUGGACUGUAUCCGAACUACUUUCCCGGUCAAAAUCGCACCUCGUUUCACUGUUCACAGAUCAAAGUUUUCGACAGUGUCUCUUUUGCUAUCCCCUCAAGAUCGCACAUUGAAGCUGCGUUUACACUGAGAAUAAAUGAUACGACAAUAAGGGAAAUGAGUAACGCAACGUGGACGGUCAUACUGUGGUCAUUUAAUUCAUUACCGUUACCAAUGGAAUCAAUCUUAAUACAGGAUUGUACAGAUAAGAAAUGGAUAAGCAGUACUAAAGCCGUUACAAAAGUGGUCAGCAGUACUCCACCGGUUUCCACAAAUGUUACAUUUGUAAGCGGUGCAAAGUCCGUGAACAACAAAAGUAGCCCGUAUGUAUUAUCUCCGACUGACAUGUAUAAUAUUAUUGGAAAAUAAAAUUGAAUCAUUAUAAGUUGAUGUUUUAUU